This is a messenger RNA of Arctia plantaginis, 2082 nucleotides long. The record is from the annotation of a GenBank genome assembly. Lineage: Eukaryota; Metazoa; Arthropoda; Insecta; Lepidoptera; Erebidae.
AUGUUUGGUCUAAAUUGUGCACCUGCAAAAUGGCAACGAAAAAUUGAAAAUAUUUUAGCUGGCAUUCCAGGGGUACACUGUUUCAUUGAUGAUAUUAGAGUAACUGGAUCUUCGGACAAAGAACACUUAGGAAGGUUAGACUUAGUAUUGACACGUCUUUCAGAUUAUGGGUUAAAGAUAAAUUUGGAAAAAUCAGAAUUCAUGAGGGAUGAGAUAGAAUAUUGCGGUUAUAAAAUCAGCAAGAGAGGCCUACACAAGGCAGAUCAGAAAAUAAAAAGUGUUGUAAAUGCUCUCACACCUAAAAGUGUAUCAGAAUUGCAGGCUUUACUUGGUUUAGUAAAUUACUAUGGGCGUUUCAUUCCAAAUUUAAGUGACAUUCUAGAACCUUUGCAUGAAUUGUUGCGUAAAGGGAAGGAGUGGGUAUGGACAGAUAAUUGUGAAAAAUCAUUAAACAAAAUUAAAGAGCACAUGAUGUCAGACACUGUACUUGCGCACUACUCACCUGAUUUACCCUUGAUUGUGGCCACGGACGCAUCGCCGACGGGGGUGGGAGCGGGUUUUAAUUAUAGUAUUAGAUAUAAAACUUCCAAAGCAAAUGCGAACGCGGAUGCGCUAUCCCGUUUGGCAGCAUUUGACGAAGAACGUAUUUCUCUAGAGGAAGCUGACAUUUUUCAAAUGAGCCUAAUGAAUGUUCUGCCGGUUACUGAACCCGACAUUGCACAAGCAACCCUUGAGGACCCAACGCUCAAACGUUUGUUGGUUGGGUUAAAAUCAGGUAAGAAAAUUGCCCAUUUGGAGAGGUUCGGAAUAGAUCAAUCUGAGUUUAGUUUAUAUAAAGAUUGCAUCUUAAGAGGUUCACGUGUCCUUGUCCCUGAAAGGUUUAGACAGGUGGUUUUGAAUGACCUCCAUUCCGCUCAUUUUGGCACAAGCAAAAUGUUAGCUUUGGCACGCAGCUACUGUUGGUGGCCUGGCAUAGACCAAGAUGUACGGAACAUGGUCAAGAACUGUGCGGAGUGCUGUCUUAAUCAAAAUAAACCUUCACCUGUUGCACCCAAACAUGUUUGGGAGUUCCCUUCCAGACCUUUUGAACGAGUUCACGUUGAUUUUGCGGGUCAGUUCUUAGGGGUUUAUUUUUUGGUACUGGUUGAUGCAUACUCAAAAUGGCCAGAAGUACACAUAAUGAAUAAGAUUGAUACAGAGUCCACGUUAGAGGUAUUGGAGCGAAUUUUUUCUACUUUUGGCUACCCAGAUGUGUUAGUAAGUGAUAAUGGUUCUCAAUUUGUGAAUCCAAAAUUUCAGGAAUAUUUAAAAUGUCACAACAUAAUACACAAGCGGUCAGCUCCGUACAAUCCAGCCACAAACGGCCAGGCUGAGCGUUAUGUACAAAUAAUAAAAAAUAAGUUAAGGUGUCUUAGAGCUAACAAGAAUAAAAUGCAGAAAUGUUUAAAUCAAAUUUUAUUUCAAUACCGAAUAAUGCCUCACACAGCCACUGGGAAAACUCCUAGCGAAUUAAUAUUCAAUUUUUGUGUUAAAUCAAAUUUGUCAGCAAUGUGCCGGCAGUCUAACAAUGAUGUAGAAAAAGCGAGAAAACUACAUGUCGGUGAUCGGGUAAUUGCUCGCAACUAUUCUGGCCAAGAGAGGUGGAAAUUUGGUAGAAUCAAUAGGGUCCUAGGCUCUUUACAUUAUGAAAUAAUAAUGGAUAAUGGCUUACUAUGGCGUAGGCACAUUGAUCAGUUGAGAAAGAUUGGAGAAAAUGUUAGAUUGGUACGAGAUAAUGAUUGUAUAUCUCAGGACUGGGCCUUAGACAAUAAUUCAGAAAAAGUUUUGAAUUCUCCGGGGUUAAGUGAUACAGUUUCCUCGGAAGUUAAAGAUAAUGAAACGGAACAUGGCCCAGGCCUGACGGCUGAUAUUUCUCAUGAAGUUUCUAAUCCUCAGGAUAUUCCUCAUACAAUCACUAGUGAUGCUGCUACUACUACAUCGACUUCGGUUGGUAAUAAUACUCAUAUACGUGACGUUCCUAAUCACCCAGGGGUACGUAGAAGUAGCAGAAUCAAGAAACCUGUUGUAAGACUUGAUUUAUAG